Plectropomus leopardus (leopard coralgrouper) is the source of this 2096-nucleotide messenger RNA. RefSeq names its product ceramide kinase (gene cerk). Gene Ontology annotation, biological process: phosphorylation; ceramide metabolic process. The record is from RefSeq and is a predicted model, not a curated record. Lineage: Eukaryota; Metazoa; Chordata; Actinopteri; Perciformes; Serranidae. Gene Ontology annotation, molecular function: ceramide kinase activity.
GCAGCGUUUUGUUAUGCGGGCCGUAACAAAGUUGAGAUGAGAAUCACCGGACGACAGCGUAACUAAUGACACGUCUGAGCGACACGAUGGAAAAACAAGGCAGAUUACUAUCUUCGAGGCUUUUCGUCAAGCACAGACAGGUAGAAGUUGCUCUGAGCCGCAGUGUUUUGGCGUGGAAGGAAACUGAGAGGAACAGAAAGCGGAGCUCUGGCAUCACUAACAGUGCUGACACAGCACAUAGCAAUGCUGUCCAGGUAUGUGAAAUAGUGUCUGUCUGCAAGACCAAAGACGAUGACCAAGAUGACACAGAGACCAGGAGAAGUCAGAAAAAAGCAAAGCAGCAAGCCCAUCUGUAUCCCCAUGCAUUCACAGUUUCAUACAUCAGAAGAACAAGGCAGCACCAGUGGCGGUGUAGUGAUGUCACCUUUCACUCGGUCAAUCAGGGACUCUGCGAGCAGUGGAUCCAAGCUAUCAAUGAGCAGCUGUCAUUACUUCCCAACCGACCGAAGAGCCUCCUGGUGUACAUCAAUCCAUACGGGGGAAAGCGGCGCGGGAAGCGUAUUUACGAGCAGAAGGUGGCACCACUGUUUCGCCGCGCCUGCAUCUCCGCCGACGUGAUUGUUACAGAGCGGGCCAAUCAUGCCAGGGACCACUUGAAAACGGAGGCCAAUCUAGAUAAAUAUGACGGGGUGGUGUGUGUUGGUGGAGAUGGGAUGUUCAGUGAGAUCCUGCAUGGUUUGGUCACCAGGACCCAAACAGACAAUGGCGUGGACCAAAACCAACCAGAUGCUGAGUUGGUGCCAUGUUCUCUACACAUAGGGAUCAUUCCUGCAGGCUCCACUGAUUGUAUCUGCUUUGCCACAGUGGGAACCAACGAUCCAGUUACUUCUGCUUUACACAUCAUUGUAGGUGAUUCCCAGCCCAUGGACGUGUGUUCCAUUCACCACAAUGACACCUUUAUCAGAUACUCUGUAUCGUUGCUUGGCUACGGUUUCUAUGGUGAUGUGCUGACAGACAGCGAGAGGAAGAGAUGGCUGGGUCCUGCAAGAUAUGACCUGUCAGGUGUAAAAACCUUUCUGAGUCACAACUUCUAUGAAGGCACCAUCUCUUUCCUCCCUGCUGAGAACAACAUGGGGGACCCCAGGGACAAGCUGCAAUGUCGAUCCGGGUGCCGCGUCUGUCAGCACAAGCCCUCAUCAAAAGACACGCAGUGGGAGAUGUCGGAGGAGAAGGAAAAGUCUGAUAAAGAUGGCAGCGGUGGUUGGAGUGUGAUCCGUGGGAAGUUUAUUGCCAUAAAUGCGGCCAAUAUGAGCUGUGCGUGUCCCCGCAGUCCAAAAGGCCUCUCGCCCUCUGCUCACCUCGCUGACGGCACCACUGACCUCAUCCUGGUGAGAAAGUGCUCCCGUCUGGACUUUCUCCGACACCUCCUCCGACACACCAACAAAGACGAUCAGUUUGACCACUCGUUUGUGGAGGUCCACCGGGUGAGGAAAUUUCGCUUCCAGCCAAUGUACCAGGAGCUGGUUUCACUGGAGGACCUGAGUGAGACUCCAAAGAAGACAGGCUUUAGUCCCAUAUGCUCCACCCAAACAACCCUCAACUACAGCACCUCCCACAGCAGCUGGAACUGCGAUGGGGAGAUCCUGCCUCACGCCGCCAUCCGAGUCAGUGUCCAGUGCCAGUUGAUCCGGCUGUUUGCCCGCGGUAUAGAGGAGCAGCAGCAGCAACAAGGCGUGUCUGAAGAUCCUUGUACACUGUGGGCCCCAGAGCCGGACUCACACUAAUCACCAGACUGAGAGCUGAAAUAGACAUUUAGCUACUGGAAAACAGAAACUGAGUUUCACUUGGCAAGACCUUCCUGAAAAAAAAUAAACAUGCAUCACAUCUUGGAUUUGCUUAAAGGAACAGUGUGUAAGAUUUAGGGGGAUUUAUAGCUAUGAGGAUUGCUGAUUGCAACAAUCUGAAACUUCUCCUGGUUAGAAAUCCUUGUCCGAAAGGGCCGCUAACUUCAAUGGCCAAUGCAAAAAAUGAGAAAAGUCUUACCUAGAGCCAAUGUUUAUUUUGUCUUUUCUGGGCUACUGUAGAAAUAGACUCCA